Heteronotia binoei (common prickly gecko) is the source of this 486-nucleotide messenger RNA. RefSeq names its product E3 ubiquitin-protein ligase TRIM11-like. Bases 88 to 486 code for a protein of 132 amino acids. NCBI's taxonomy places the organism in Eukaryota, Metazoa, Chordata, Lepidosauria, Squamata, Gekkonidae. The transcript is spliced from 4 exons. The record is from RefSeq and is a predicted model, not a curated record.
ACCAUAGGAGAGAAGCAAAAGUCAUUAGCCAAGUUCAGACAACUGCACAUGUUUCUGGAGGAACAAGAGAAACACUUGCUGGCCUAGAUGGAAGAGGUGGAGAAGGAGGUAGCAAGGAACAGGGACCAGCACUUGGCUAGACUUUCUGAGGAACUUUCCUCUCUGGAAAGCCUCAUGCAGGAGAUAGUGGAGAAGAGUCAGCAGCCGGCUGGUGAUCUCUUGCAGGAUGUCCAAAGCACCUUGCAGAGGUAUGAAGAAAAGGAGAUCUCUGAGAAUCCAGUGACUUUUCCUCUUGCAUUGAAAUGGAGGAUCUUGGACUUCUGUGACAUCAAUCACUUGCUGGAAGGUGUCAUGAAGCAGAUGAAAGCAAAUGUGACUCUGGAUCCUGACACAGCCCAUCUCAAACGCAUCCUCACUGAGGAUCGGAAAAGUGUAAGAAAAGGAGAAAAGGCUCAACCUCUACCCAACAAUCCUCAAGAGAUUUGA